Darwinula stevensoni is the source of this 723-nucleotide messenger RNA. Lineage: Eukaryota; Metazoa; Arthropoda; Ostracoda; Podocopida; Darwinulidae. The record is from the annotation of a GenBank genome assembly.
UCAGUGGAUUUCUGCCACGUGGCGAGUCUCCCUGGGCUCUCCGGAGACAUCCAGAGAGUUCAGAGCAACGGGAGGGUGUGGAGGUUCCUGCCGAUGAUGGAUCCCCUCGUUGACAUCUUUGUGUCCAGAGACUCAGAUUCCCCGCUCUCAGAGCGGGAGGCAGCAGCCGUGAAGGAGUGGCUGGAGAGCAAAUAUAUCUUCCAUGCCAUGAGGGAUCAUCCCCAUCAUUGGGAACCUGCAUUCGCCGGUCUUUGGGGCGCAAAGGUGUCACAGAACAGAGGUCACGUUCAACAUUUGGGGAGGAAGCUGAUAUUUGAGAGUGGACGCAGCAACAACGACGGCUGGGAUCAACAACUCCUCAAGAAUGUCUUGUGGCCGGAAGCCCACCAAGAUUUCUUGGUGCACGCCAGCUUCCACUGCGACAAGUUCGGCGACGGAGAGACGAGGGCUUUCCCGACUCGCCGACCAGGUGGCUUCUGGCUCGGCUCGGGCACCCGACAUCCUCCCAUCUUCGACGAGUGCCCGCUCAAUUGCAGACCGAAGGAACAUCCCGAUUGGACGACAUGCUGAGGUGAAACUCAAGAGAGUCUCACUGCCCGAAUGGAUAUUCUAGCCCCGACCGCGUAAGACAUUGCCAAAAAAUAAGCGAGUGAGCUACGCAAUAUGUUAUGACGUGAUGCAACAGUUCACAUUUUCACCUUUCGCCAAAUAAAAUAUCGGACG